Messenger RNA from Suillus subalutaceus, 756 nucleotides. Its product is annotated as thaumatin. NCBI's taxonomy places the organism in Eukaryota, Fungi, Basidiomycota, Agaricomycetes, Boletales, Suillaceae. Gene Ontology annotation, cellular component: extracellular region. Gene Ontology annotation, biological process: defense response. The record is from RefSeq and is a predicted model, not a curated record. The transcript has 11 exons. Bases 1 to 756 code for a protein of 251 amino acids.
AUGAAAUAUCUUCUUGCAGCGUCUUCCCUCGCUCUGGCGUCAACAGCGCUUGCUCAGCGCACCUUUACUGUGUACAAUGCAUGUCCUUUCACCAUGUGGCCUGCAAUGUUCACGAGCGUUGGGACAUUGCCUAGCUACACGACUGGCUGGGAGGCUGGCGAGUAUACUGCGGUCACCUUCCAGGUCCCAAGCACCUGGAAUGGACGAAUCUGGGGACGUCGUGACUGUGACUUCACCACCGACCCCGGCCCGAACUCUUGCCUUGACGGUGGUUGCAAUGGGGGACUGGUGUGCGACCCCACCACUGGCACAGGUGUCCCUCCCGCCACCCUUGCAGAGUUCAAUUUGGAUGCAGGGGGCACCGACUACUAUGACGUAUCUCUUGUCGACGGUUAUAAUUUGCCCGUCAGUGUCACAAAUAAUGUUGGAUGUGGGAUUCCAAGUUGCCCUGUGGACCUAGGGCCUGACUGUCCGGCACCUCUCCAAGGCCCUUAUGACUCCACCGGCUUCCCUGUUGGGUGCAAGAGUGCAUGCGAUGCUGACCUCGAUGGUGACCCAACAAACUCCCCCAACUGCUGCACUGGCCAGUAUGACACACCUGCUACGUGUCCUUCAUCAGGCGUUGAAUACUAUAGCUACUUCAAGGAUAACUGCCCCAACGCAUAUGCUUAUGCAUACGAUGACGCAACUUCUCUAUUCACUUGCGAAGCUUCUCUCAAUGCUGAGUUCACAAUUACCUUCUGCCCACCAGGCUGA